Paramacrobiotus metropolitanus is the source of this 2101-nucleotide messenger RNA. Its product is annotated as cell division protein kinase 2 homolog CRK1-like. The coding region runs from base 59 to 1183 and encodes 374 amino acids. The transcript has 2 exons. Gene Ontology annotation, cellular component: cytoplasm. The record is from RefSeq and is a predicted model, not a curated record. Gene Ontology annotation, biological process: protein phosphorylation. Gene Ontology annotation, molecular function: protein serine/threonine kinase activity; ATP binding. NCBI's taxonomy places the organism in Eukaryota, Metazoa, Tardigrada, Eutardigrada, Parachela, Macrobiotidae.
CUGACAUUAAAAUAAACAGUUUCUAAUCUUAGUUUUUACUUUUGCGUGUUUUCAUAAAAUGAGUAUCCUUGACACAGAAACCGCAGUAUUUUGUAACGAUUUAAAGUAUAAAAAAAGGGAAUUUAUCGGAAAAGGCACAUAUGGUAUUGUUUAUAAAGUCACGAUCGAAAAGACGCGCGCUUUUCGUGGCGCUACCACGAUCGCGGCUAAAAUUUGCAAACUGAGUGAUCAGUCGGCAGAGGAAACUGAACAAGAGAUCCGUGCCCGGCUUAAUAAAUUAACGACGCUACGACAUCGAAACGUGCUGGAAUACUACAGAUACGAGAUAACGGAGGCUAACGGCCUGCCAGCUUUGGAAAUUAUAAUGGAAUGGUGUUCUGGCGAUCUGGGAAAAUAUAUGACUGAUGCUCAACAAAAAAAGCUAAAUUGGACUACUGUCGUUCGUUUUGGAAUUGAUAUGGCGGAAGGACUAGGCUUUCUGUUUGAUCAGUGCAUUAUACACGGAGAUUUGAAACCUUCAAAUAUAUUCGUGAAGAUCUCCCAGUGGAAUCAGCAACAUCUAGUAAUUGGCGAUUUGGAUGAUUACGUACUGAUGCAUGGAGAUACUACCGUUUCCCAGGAUGUGAGGAACCUGCGCGGAACGCCACGCUACAUGUCACCGGAAAUAGUGAAAAAAUUCAUAGCGCAAAACACUGCACGACCGGGAAGAAAAAGUGACAUCUGGAGUUUUGGUUGUAUAAUGGUUGAUCUGGUUAACGGCAGGGUUGGGUACAAGGAAAAGUGGUUGCAAAACGGGAACGAUAGGGUCAGGUUCAAUGCAGCGUUAACUGAACAUCAGUAUGUACGUUACAUUGUCAAUGGAUAUGCGCCGGAAAUCAUCGACACCAUUCGAGCGGAUAUAUCUGCGUGCAUUCGGCAGUGUUUACACACCGAUGACGUGCGCAGAAUUUCUGGAAAGGAAUUAUCCAAACAAAUGCGGAAGUUGCAAACCUGGCGAGAAGUCCUUGGGGAACAUAAAGUGCUUGUGCGCAACGUUUCAGGGGUUCUGUACCAAAGGCAUCGCUCAAGGCUCGUUAUUCUCGCAUUUGUCAUUGUAGGCAUUUUGUGGAUAAUAGCUUUCGUACAUUCGUGUUAUCAAAAUAAUCCAAGCAAGAAAGUAGUCUGGCAUUAUAACAUCGUAUAAGUUCAGAGAUCGGUACUUGCGUGCCUUGAGUAUGGGACAAUUUUUUGGAAAAUUCUUAUUUGGACUACCGUUUUAAAUUUUGCAUCGCUCUCAUCGCUAUUGUAUUCUCAGGGGUUUUACAUUGCCGAUACAAGUGUCACGUAUCCUAAUUCAGAUCUAUAUUGCCACGAAUGGGACACAUCAGAGCCGGCAAACCAGAGAAGACUGACCAAAACCAAUGUUAUAUUCUGAAGCCCGUAGUCGAAAACCCGGCGAGAUAGUAUUCAUUUCUUUCAAAACCUCUCCCGCUUCGAACGCCAAAGCGGAAGAGUUUUGACUACGUUCAUCAAAAAAUGCAACUAAAUUAUCGUAAUAGUAAUUAUCAUCGUGGUAUUUUUAACCAGGCAGUGUUGCCACGUAAACCAACUAAAAUACUGCUAAAAAAUGUUAGUCAUUUCUACUAUUUAAAUUAUCAGAAUGAAUUUGAUUAGCAGACCGUUAUUACGACAAGAAGAUUACAUAUGUAACGUCAUCAUGGAGGACAAUCUCUGCACAAGUGCCGGUCGACCAAGUGACCAAGCUAGCGGUGCUGUGACCAAGCUGGCGGUACGGGGCCCGUAAGCCGAACGAGUAACCAAGCUACCGGUACUGUCCAGUGUACGGGACCCGUUAGGCGAACGAGUGACCGAGCUCCCACUACCCAGAUUCAUCAGGUUGAGGUCCACAGAAUCAUGAAUUCAUUUUGAGAAUUUAUGGUAAUUUGAGAGAAUCAUGAACUGAAUAAAAAAAAUCAUAUAAAAUUAAAUUCCGUGUUUUUAUAAAAAUCCGUUUUUUGCGUUAAUACGAUGUACCGAUUAUGUUGCAACGAAAUAUAUUAUACAGUAAAUGACGAAUACAGUAAACGUUCAGUCAAACUAAAUACAGUCUGUAAAGUGGCCG